AUGCACGCACAGGCAGCACAGCAUUUAUUCCUUCCCUCCAUCCCUCCUUUCCCUCCCUUUCUGCAGCUCCCUUCACGUGAGGCCAUCUACAAGGCACAUUCCGACAUCAUACCCGCUUCCUCCUCUCGCUCCGCCACAGCCUCUGCUUUCAACGCUUCUCCCGCCUUCACAUCAUCAUCAUCUUCUCUAUUUGCUUCCACUGGCCCCAGUGGUAGCAAUGCGUUCAGAGCAGCAGCAGUGCCGCGUGUGCUGAAGUGCUCCAAACGCACUGUUGCUGAGUGCAUGCAAGCACAGGCAGCACUGAAAGCACAGCAACCAGGCCUGCCAGCAGGGUUGGCACCUAUGGACUCAGCUGUAGCAUCUUGUAUUCAGCUGCUACAGCUGGGGGGAAUGGGAGGGUUUGAACCUCCUUGGAUUCGACCGUUGCCGCCCCUGCUGGCCCCACAACCAGGCGAGAUUGAUGGAAUUGUGGCAGAUUUUCCCUCAGAGGAAGCAGAGGCAGCAGCACUGUCAGCAGCAGCAGCAGUAUCCGCAGCAGCAGCAGCAGCAGCAGCAGCAGCAGCAGCAGCAGCAGCAGCAGCAGCAGUAUCAGGCGCCACUUCUACCACCCGACAGGGUCCGGGGGAAAGCCAGAGCCUAGCAACUGCCAGCCAAGGGGAGCGUGGUGAGGGGGAAUCUCGUUCGGACCGGCCUGGUGCAGGCACGAGCGUGGGGAUGAGGGGCACCCAUCCCCUCUCCGCCAAUCCGUCUCUCAUCUCAGCGUGUGGUCUACACCCCCUCACACUGCCGCCUCUGCGCUGCAGCCCUUAUUCUCUCCGCCAAUUCAUGUUCGCCUCUCUCCCUCUACUCUCCUCUCUCGCUCUACUCUCCUCUCUCCCCCUUAUCCAGCCUCUAGUCAAAACAAUCCUGGCAUUGCUGCAUGUGCUCUCACUCUCACUCCCUCCCAUUUCCUCCUCUCUCCGUCUCCUUCUUUCCGUCUCCCUCCUCUUCCUCCCUCUCCCCGCCAGCCUGGUGCAUGUGUCCUUCUCUCACUCCCUCUUCUUUCUUCCUCUUUCCUCUCCCUCUUUCCCCUCUCCCCUCGCUCACUCUUCCCGCAGCCUCUUAGUGGAAAACGACCCUGACAUCGCUGCAUGUGCUCUCACUCUCACUCCCUCUUCCUUCUUCCUCUCUCCCUCUCCCUCUCCCCUCCCUCCCUCUCCCUAUAUCUGCCCGCAGCCUCUAGUGGAAAACAACCCUGACAUCGCUGCAUGUGCUCUCACACUGCUGCUGGCAUCACAGCCCUCUUUCGAGUACCUGGAGGUGCUGUCUCAGCUGCCCCUCACCCUGCACUCGCUCGAGGUGGUCAGCCGGGUGGCCAAGGCCGUUGACUUGCCGCCCGAUUUCAUCCACUCGUAUGCCAGCCACUGCAUGCGGUGCUGCGAGGAAACCAAGGAUAAGAGCAUGCAGAAUCGCCUUGUGCGGAUCGUUUGCAUCUUCUUACUGAGUCUCAUUCGCGAUAACAUCAUCAAUG
This is a messenger RNA of Closterium sp. Naga37s-1, 1510 nucleotides long. The record is from the annotation of a GenBank genome assembly. Lineage: Eukaryota; Viridiplantae; Streptophyta; Zygnematophyceae; Desmidiales; Closteriaceae.